Molecule: messenger RNA, 2154 nt
Organism: Auanema sp. JU1783
Lineage: Eukaryota; Metazoa; Nematoda; Chromadorea; Rhabditida; Rhabditidae
Source: the annotation of a GenBank genome assembly
AUGAGCAAGUCAGAUAUCGAUAAAGCAAUGCGGUUGCUUGAAGAGGGACGCUUCCAAGUUUUGCGUUGGGAAGAUGAUGACAUUUCCCUCCGGUUUGCUGCUGAGCAAGCUCGUUUACCUUUUGAUCGUUUAACAAACCAAGAGGCUGGAUGUUUUCCUGAUGUUUUGGGUUCCACAGCGUCUUGCCAACUAUACUUGUUCAUCCGAAACAAAAUACUUCAAAUGUGGUUCCUUGAUCCAAACGUAGAGCUGACUGCUAAUGAUGCUCAGCAACAGAUGAUCGUCCCAUAUAACAGCGACACACGUUUAAUCUAUAGAAUUCAUGCUUACCUUCAACGAUAUGGUUACAUCAAUAUAGGACUGUUUCACCGAUUGCGAAACACUCCGUCUUAUAGUCCGAAGUUUCGAAAGAAAGUUAUUAUUAUUGGCGGUGGCAUUUCGGGCUUGAUUGCGGCUAGACAACUUGUAUAUUUCGGUUUCGAUAUUCUGCUGCUAGAGGCUAAGAAAUCCUGCGGCGGAAGAACUUUGACUUAUAAGAUAUCUCAGGAUAAUCGUGUCGAUUAUGCAGAUCUAGGAGCAUCUAUAAUGCAUUCAAUCAAGGGGAACCCUGUAGGAAUUUUGAUGAGACAAGCAGAUUGCAAACCUUAUGCUAUCAGUCGAGAAUGUCCUCUUUUCGAUGAAUUUGGCAAGAAUGUUGAAUCCAGCAAUGAGCGUUUAGUCGCAGAUGCUUUCAAGAAAAUAAUUGAUUUGAAUAAUUACAUGCAACAUCAGAAGAAUUUAACGAAACCUGGUGGAGAGCCGUUCAAUCUGGAAGAAACAUGUGUCAGUCUCUUGGACAUUCUUGAAUUGAAAAUGCAAAAUAGGAGAAAAGAAUUCUACGAUAUAUACGAGGAUCUGCUUAUAAAGCUCGAGAAUGUUCAAGCUGAGGUGUUAUCAUAUACGAAACUGCUCGAUGAAUUGCUUGCUCAAGUAAAAAUGCCUGAUAAUCCGGUUGAUGAGCAAGCCCGCAUGGUCUAUGAGAUCGAAACACGUUGUCGUAAUCGUGAUUUAGCUGAUGGACUCAAGAAACUCGAAGGGGCGAUCGAACGACAGAACAACUUGGAAGCAACUCUGAGAGACUUGAAGCGACAGGAGCCUAGUGAUUGCUUCAUGAAUAACAAAGAUAGGAAAACUAUGAAUUUUCAUAUGGCAGUUUACGAGGGCAAGUAUGGAGCUUCUCUGGACAAACUGUCGGCCAAGCAUUACAAUCAAUCGGACUUGAACUACGGGGAUACACACUCAGUCGGAUUCAAGGAAGGGUUCGGAUCUGUUAUGGCGAAGCUCUUGAUAGGAAUGAAAGAGCAUAUUCGCACCGAUAGUGAAGUGACGGAAGUAAAUUAUACAGAAGAUAAAGUUACUGUGAGGGUAAAAUCAAGUGACAAAGAAGAGACAUAUGUAGAGGAAGCAGAUUGCGUUCUCUGUUGUGUGCCGCUGGGAGUUCUGAAAAAAGUGGCUUACGAUGUACCCGAAGCAAUAAAGUUCAUACCACCCUUGCCCGAAGACAACAUUGAGGCUAUCACCAAAGUGGGAAGCGGAGCGCUCAACAAAAUUGUUAUGGUCUUUGACCGAUGCUUUUGGAAUACAGAAACACAAUUUUUUGGACAUCUUAACAGGCAGACGCAUGAUCGAGGAGAAAUGUACAUGUUCUGCUCCACUCCGGGCUCUCUCGUUUUAACUGCUCUGAUGUCAGGGCAUUCUGCCACAGUCGUUGUUCCUAAUCAUGUUCUUCUCAAACAAUGUUUGACCGUUCUGCAGAGGAUUUUCGGGGUAAAUAGUCCACAACCGCUGGAGUGUGUGAUCACUAGAUGGAACGAGGAUCCAAACAUAAAGGGAGCUUUCUCUUACCUCCCCCCUGGUGUAGAUGAAAGUUUUUUGGACAGAUUAGGAACAUCAGUUCAUAGUGUCGGACCUGACGGUAUAAGAACUAAGGAUGCUAAGAUAUUUUUUGGGGGAGAGCAUACCUGUAAAGAGUUUCAUGGAACCGUUCAGGGCGCUUGGAUAAGCGGGUUGCGAGAAGCUGCGAAAAUAGCUGAUAAAUAUCUUGGAUGUCCUUUCUCUUGCAAAAGCGUUAACACAGUUAUCGACUUAGAUAGUGAUGAAGAGUCAGAAAUCUGA